Bathycoccus prasinos is the source of this 1140-nucleotide messenger RNA. RefSeq lists its product with no specific name. Gene Ontology annotation, cellular component: intracellular membrane-bounded organelle. Gene Ontology annotation, molecular function: peptidyl-prolyl cis-trans isomerase activity. The record is from RefSeq and is a predicted model, not a curated record. The coding region runs from base 1 to 1140 and encodes 379 amino acids. Lineage: Eukaryota; Viridiplantae; Chlorophyta; Mamiellophyceae; Mamiellales; Bathycoccaceae. The transcript has a single exon. Gene Ontology annotation, biological process: protein peptidyl-prolyl isomerization.
AUGAGCGCGACGACGAGGAGGCGAUCGACGAACAACAUCAAAAAAAAGCUGCUCUGCUUCGCAUUCCUCGUGGUGUUUUUCACGUUUUUAGCGAAACUGUCCCGAUCGCACGACCAUCGCGGGUUGGCGGCGGCGCAAUUUCGAGCAGCCGAGGAAGAAGUGCAAGAAAGGAUUACGGGUGGUAAAGAUACGAAGGAAUUGAAGAAAACUUUUAAUAAUAACGACGAGGGAGUAGCAGUAGAAGAAGGUAAAGAAGAACAAGGAAAGAGACCACGGAUAGAGGACGGAGAUAAAAUCGGUGGUAAAUGCGGUCUGCCGUACGAUUUGCACUCCGAAUACGCCGGUGCAGUGGUUGGAAAAUGGGGGGAGAAUAACAUCUUGAAUUCCGCGGACGAAUGUUGUCGAGCGUGCGAGGCGACCGAGGGGUGCAACGCGUUCGUGUUUUGCGGCGAUAGGUCGAACGGAUGUUCUGGACGGAAGUUUGGCGAGUGUUGGUUGAAAAAACAAGAGCCAAACAGCGCUAUGCGCGUGAAGAUGUCGGAAGGAAUGGACGUGCGAUGGACGUCUGGAGCGUUGUAUACCAACGAAGAGUUCUUCUCCGCGCAAGGCGAGAAGAGGAAAGAAGAGGAGGUGAGGAGGAAACAAAGGAUGAAAGCAGGGAACGUGAAGGCGUUCUUUGAUGUUUCUAUUGGUAGUACCGUUCGCGGUCGCAUAGAAUUUAUAUUGUACGCAGAAGACUGUCCAAAUCACGUCGACGCGUUUCGAGCGCUUCUCAAAAAUCAAGGCCUAAAUGACGACGGCUAUAAAGGAUCCCAUUUCUAUAGGAUUCUCGAUAAAUUUAUAGAUCAAACUGGCCCUGUAAAAUCAAAAGGCGUGGAAAGGUUCGACGACGACGACUACGGGUUACAUAGCUUAAAACACGAUCGAUUCGGACUCCUCUCGAGUGCCAACUCAGGUCCAAAUACCAACACGGGCCACUUUUCAAUAGUCGUCGCGCCGGCGCCACAUUUGGAUACGCACUACACGAUUUUUGGGGAAGUCGUAUCUGGUGAAGACAUCGUUUGGGCCAUCAACGCCUUGGACAAAACGAAACCGCAACCGGGCGUGAAAGCUAUGAUUGAGAACUGCGGCGAGUUGUAA